Molecule: messenger RNA, 1602 nt
Organism: Lentinula edodes (shiitake mushroom)
Lineage: Eukaryota; Fungi; Basidiomycota; Agaricomycetes; Agaricales; Omphalotaceae
Exons: 4
Coding region: 1-1602 (533 amino acids)
Source: RefSeq, a predicted model, not a curated record
AUGACCAACUCAAAUAUCAUCUCAAACUUCUUUCGUCAUGUCAUUCGGCCACCUCCAGUCAUUCAUGCAGAUAGGCCUUUAGCUUCUGAAGUCACUCAAAUGCUAGAUGCCAUGCAGUUAAUGACUUCCCAUCUAUACGAACUACCGUCGUUUCGAACUCGCUAUGCCAUCGUGGAACCCGAAUGGACUAGAAUUUGGCUUUGGUUAGUAGCUCUUCUAAAGCCACUCGACGCCUUUACCCCUGCACAAUCCGCAUCACAGGAGCUUCCUCUUACCACAGCAAGUCGCUGCUUGAUGGAAGUCUUUUCAUUGUUGAAUUCUAUUGCAUCUCCUACUCAAACUUCUCCUGCCGAAUUCGACUACUUCGUCAACAAAAUGUUGAAACAUCACGAAACAUCACGAACCUUGGCGAAAGUCUGGGUAGUUUCUUUCACGAGACAGUGGUCGUUAUCUGUCUACUACCCUAUGAUGCAGUUUCUCAUUGCGUUACAUUCUACUGUUGGGGAGGAUUCUUCCGAUCACUCGUUCCAUCUUGCUGUAAGGAAUGCCUUUCCGAAUCUUCAGUUACUACCGACGUGGUCAGCUGCCGUUGAAGACUUAUGCGGACAGCAGGCGCCCUCCCAUUACCCUAAUCCUGAUCAUCGGUUCGUAACAGCAAACCGCGGAAUGGUUUUAGCGGCAACAACCUUCUACUUCCAGCCCCUUCCAGCACUUGAUAAUGUUCACAUUAUCCUCACACAAGCAUAUGCCCUUUGGACCCAAUACCUCGACACACCCCGCUCGUACCUGGAGAACAACUGUACCAUGUCCGUCCAUUGUAUCGCCAGGUUUUUUUUGCGACUUAUUACCACCGGCGGUCCAAAUUGGAUGGUGAAAGCUCUCGACGCCAAGUUAUUGUAUCUAUUAGCCAAGACGUUGGCUUGGAAUCAAACUGGGCCCCAGUCAAAAUCAGAGUCAUCGAUGUUCGAGAUCGUCAAAAAAAUUCUUCACGCGCUGCUGAUUCAUUCGGUCUAUAGACCAGUUUGGCGACGAAUCCGUCGUAAUUUGAGGGACGUACGAUCCGAAAAUAUCCAAGAUUAUCUGGGUGCCGGAAAUUCAUGGAAGCUGUGGGUAGACUUAGCGCGCGAGUUCCACAUCCUUCCGAAAGGCCUUAAAGGAGGCAUGUACAAACGAGAAACUCAUCCCAUGAAUUAUCCACCUGACGAUACGCGCCCGAUGAUCAGUGAAUUGGCUCAAGUACAACUUCUUUUCCGAGGUCUUCUCCAGGCUAUAGCAUGUCGUGAUGAAAUUCGCCACUCGAUUCGCGCUCAAGGUCUUCAAUCUUCACGGAUUGUAAUUGAAUUCAACCUCACUUGUAAUCCUUGGACCUGGAAAGUCUAUCGUCUAGUUUGGUCUGACAAGUCCCAGUCGUUCCUCACCAAAUUCGGGUUUCGACGUCACCACGAUACAGUAUUUGCGAUCAUAUGCCCCGUUACUAUGAAGUUGACGAAAUAUGUCGCUCGUUCCAUUCAUAGAAUGGCUUUGCUGGACUUUCACCAUGAGGGUAACAAACCUUCGAAAGAUUGUUUAUUCCAUAUGUUGGACGACAUUAUCCGUCAUUGA